Messenger RNA from Drosophila miranda, 952 nucleotides. RefSeq lists its product as uncharacterized. NCBI's taxonomy places the organism in Eukaryota, Metazoa, Arthropoda, Insecta, Diptera, Drosophilidae. The record is from RefSeq and is a predicted model, not a curated record. The transcript is spliced from 3 exons. Bases 8 to 847 code for a protein of 279 amino acids.
CCAACGCAUGAGCAACAUCUCGCUGUCCUCCGGCACGGACUCCGUGGGCCACAUGGAUCGCGGCAGCAGCUCCAGUCUCGCUAGCAGCGCCACCGUUGGCACCAACACCAUCACCAGCGGCAUUUCCAAGGAGUGCGCCAAUUACCCCGUCGGCAGUCAGUCGGCCCGUCCAUACGUCCAGCUGCCGGGCAUACACAUUUCCAACCCUCCCCAGUACGGGCCAGGGAAUAUGCAGGAAAUAGACGCUGGCAAAAUGGCGCACAACGGCAAGGCACUCACAGGGCGCUACAAUGCCACGCCCACCUAUGGCUUUGACAACGAGCAGAACUACUGCCUGGUAAGGGGCUCUUGCAUAUCUGUAAAUCUAGCCGAUUCUCCAAUGCCCCCUCCACCAUACGCCUUGGCACGCGUGAGCAGCACACGCAACUUCGAGCUCGAGAACCACACACCGCCGGCAUGUCCCGGCUCUGGACCCAUUGCCAUGACGAACGGCACCAUCCAGUUGCGCUUCCGCGAUGGCGUGCGCAUUGACAUGACUCUGGACAAGGCGGUGCGCGUGCUCAAUCAGCGCAGCAUGGUGGCAGUUGCUCUAUCACGCAACUGCAGCAACUCGGCUUUGAUCCACCCCAAUGGACGCAUCUUGCAGAGCGGCACUAAGGUCGAAAUAGUCACCUACGACGGCAUGAAGGGCAAUAACUUUGUUCUCUAUGCCAAGAUGUGGUACAAGGGUGUGAGCUUCACCAGCGAGGCGUGCGCUCUCAUCUACUUCGAUGGAUCCUGUUUCAUUGUACGCAACGCCGGACACUCCGCCGGCUUCAAUGAGAACAACCUGCUCAUUGUCUACUGAGCGGCGUUCGUAGUCCGGAGAUAGAAGCGGCGCAGUGGUAGCCCAUCCCACACGCACACACUCACACAUGUCAACACAUUUCACCUGGAACACAUACAUAGACAC